CCAGCCGUUCACUGGGGAGCUGCCCACCCAGCCCACGCUGCCCAUCCUCGGGGAGAAGCUGCACCAGGUAUUCCAAUAUGUCCUGGAGAACCUGUCCAACGUCAUGAGCGGCUACUGCCUCCCAGAACCUAUCUUCAGCAUCAAGCUGAAGGAGUGGGUGCAAAAGCUCAUGGUGACCCUGCGGCAUCCGUCGCUGCCGCUGCUGGAGCUGCAGGAGAUCAUGACCAGCGUGUCGGGCCGCAUCCCCACGUCCGUGGAGAAGGCCGUGCGUCGGGUCAUGGUGCAGUACGCCAGCAACAUCACCUCCGUGCUGUGCCAGUUCCCCAGCCAGCAGAUUGCCACCAUCCUGGACUGCCACGCAGCCACGCUGCAGCGCAAGGCCGACCGCGAGGUCUUCUUCAUGAACACCCAGAGCAUCGUGCAGCUGGUUCAGAGGUACCGCAGCGGGACGCGUGGCUACUUGAAGGCCGUGGUGCUGGACCUCCUGCGAAGAUACUUGCAUGUGGAGCAUUACUUCCAACAAGCCCACUACGACAAAUGUGUGAUCAGCCUGCGGGAGCAUUUCAAGCCAGACAUGACCCCGGUGCUGGGGUGCAUUUUUUCCCACUCGCAGGUGGCCAAGAAGAACCAGCUAGUCAUCAUGUUGAUC
Echinops telfairi (small Madagascar hedgehog) is the source of this 649-nucleotide messenger RNA. Its product is annotated as acetyl-CoA carboxylase 2-like. Lineage: Eukaryota; Metazoa; Chordata; Mammalia; Afrosoricida; Tenrecidae. Gene Ontology annotation, biological process: fatty acid biosynthetic process. The transcript is spliced from 5 exons. The annotation marks the transcript as partial. The record is from RefSeq and is a predicted model, not a curated record. Gene Ontology annotation, molecular function: acetyl-CoA carboxylase activity; ATP binding.